Messenger RNA from Schistocerca americana (American grasshopper), 531 nucleotides. RefSeq lists its product as uncharacterized. The transcript has 2 exons. Bases 1 to 531 code for a protein of 176 amino acids. The record is from RefSeq and is a predicted model, not a curated record. Lineage: Eukaryota; Metazoa; Arthropoda; Insecta; Orthoptera; Acrididae.
AUGGGUGAUCCAAACCUGCUAUCACCUCAAGCCGCUGCGAGCUCCGUUGGUGAGACAGUGCCGCCGCCGCCGCCGCCGCCGCCGACAACACCACCGCAACCAAACGGUGCAGAGGUUUCUGCAGACUCUACCCACCGCGGCGUCCAAAAAUCACCCAAGCGACACAAGAAGAGGCGAUUGUCAGCUGAAGAAUGGGACAGGGGUGUGACAAUGGCGGAAGACAUCAACUCCGUUGAUGCGCCUACAGUUGCAACGGAUUCCACCGGCCUCAUUCACCGGAAGGCGCCUGACGAUAAGGAACACUCCCCUACAUCUGGUGGCCCUGAAAACGAGGCGCAUCGGGUUGACUCCCAAAAUGUGGGCUCCUGUGAAAGUGGCCAGCCACCACUGACCUCCCAAUCCUCUCUUGGUGAUUGGGCAGACGACAUGGAGGCCGAUGAUGCACAGCACACGUCGCUGCCUCCUCCAGAGCCCAUGGCUGACAUUGAGCCUGGAGGGCUCUGCGAGUCAGCGGAUCAUAUGGCACAGUAA